AUGGGCUGCUGGAGAUGGUGUUACCGGACCUGUGUGUGCUGCCUGACGGAGGAGGAGAGGACGGCAAUAUAUCUAGACAAAGAGAUCAUGAAACAAAUCGAAGUACAGAAAAAAAGAGAACGCGGAGAAAUAAAAAUACUGCUGCUAGGAACUGGCGAAAGCGGGAAAACCACUUUUAUUAAGCAGAUGAGGAUUAUCCAUGGAAAAGGCUAUUCCGAGGAAGACAGACGAGCCUUCACUAAACUCGUGUUCCAGAACAUUUUCACAGCUAUCAAGGCAAUGACGGCAGCCAUGACCAAUCUGAAAAUCCCCUAUGCCAACCCACAAAACGAGAUGUAUGCUCAGUGGUUCCGUGACGUGGACGUGCAUCAGCCGGCCGAGUUGGAGCGAUCCCACGUGGACGCCAUCCGCCGUCUCUGGGCAGACUCCGGGAUGAAGGUUUGCUACAGCCGCAGGCGGGAAUACCAGCUGCUGGACUCCACGGAAUACUUUAUGAACAACCUGGACAGAAUAGCAGCUCCUAACUACGUGCCCACUCCUCAGGACGUGCUUCGGGUUCGAUUCCCAACUACAGGCAUCAAUGACUACUCCUUCACUGUAUCGAACAUCACUCUCAGGAUUGUGGAUGUGGGUGGGCAGAAAUCGGAGAGGCGUAAGUGGAUCCACUGUUUUGAGUCCGUGACUUCACUAAUAUUCCUGGCCUCCCUCAGCGAGUAUGACCAGCUUCUGGAGGAGAACAACAUGGAUAACCGUAUGGAGGAGAGCUUGUCGCUGUUCUACACCACAAUCCACUCCAUCUGGUUCCAGAACUCAUCCAUUAUCCUCUUCCUUAACAAGAUGGACAUCCUGGCAGAGAAAAUUGCCACUUCCGACCUGCAAACGUACUUCCCUGGAUUUACAGGCAGGAGACGAGAUCCCCAGGAGGCCAUGAAUUUCAUAAAGGACAUGUACCUGCAGCAGGCGGUGAACCGGGAGAACCGGGAGAAGAAAGAGAACAAAUACGUUUACACUCACUUCACCUGCGCCACGGACACCAACAACAUCCGCAAGGUCUUCAGCGAUGUCAAGGAUACCGUGCUCAUCAAGGCGCUUCACGAAUACGGUGUUCUGUGA
Molecule: messenger RNA, 1113 nt
Organism: Chanos chanos (milkfish)
Lineage: Eukaryota; Metazoa; Chordata; Actinopteri; Gonorynchiformes; Chanidae
Product: guanine nucleotide-binding protein subunit alpha-11-like
Exons: 7
Coding region: 1-1113 (370 amino acids)
Biological process (GO): phospholipase C-activating dopamine receptor signaling pathway; adenylate cyclase-modulating G protein-coupled receptor signaling pathway
Cellular component (GO): cytoplasm; heterotrimeric G-protein complex
Molecular function (GO): guanyl nucleotide binding; GTPase activity; G protein-coupled receptor binding
Source: RefSeq, a predicted model, not a curated record